UCCUUCUCACCUCUCCUCCUCUUCAAUACCACUACCACCUGCAUCACCCGCAUACCAGCCCGCUAGGCCCACCACUACUAGCCCGGCCAGGACAGCUCUACUGCUGACCUUCAGGUGCAUCUACACGCGAUUCAGCACACCUCGUCUCGCGCGACCCAUCUGACGUCGUUGCUGAGCGAGCGGAGUAUCUCUCGUCUAUACCGAUUUCCUCGCACAAAGACAGCCUGCGGCUAUACUAGAUACAGUUCACAUCACACCCCUGCUAGAUUCGUGCGUGAAACGCUAUUCUUUCUCCAGUGUCCCGGGCUGGAGGCGUUUCUUGGGCGAUCGGCAUUACUGGGCCUCGACAGACUUGGGGAAAGCUCUUUUUGCCGCACAUUUCUCCGCCCUUCCAUCCCACACAACAUCCACCACUCCCAGAAAUCGAACAGCGAGAGCAGCUGCGAACAUGGCCGACGCAGUGGGAGGAGCAACGCCAAAGGUCAAUGGCCACAGCAAUGGCUUCCCCAGCGCCUAUGCAGCUAAAUACAACCUGGCACCACAUUUCAUUGGCGGCAAUGCUCUGCCGAAAGCACCUCCAAGCAAAGUCAAGGACUUUGUCGCAGCACACGAUGGCCACACUGUCAUUACGAAUGUAUUAAUCGCGAACAACGGUAUUGCGGCUGUCAAGGAGAUUCGAUCUGUACGGAAAUGGGCAUACGAGACAUUCGGCGACGAGCGGGCCAUCCAGUUCACUGUGAUGGCCACGCCAGAAGAUCUAGGUGCCAAUGCCGACUACAUCAGAAUGGCGGACCAGUAUGUGGAGGUGCCUGGUGGCACGAACAACAACAACUACGCCAAUGUGGAGCUCAUUGUCGAUAUCGCGGAACGCAUGAACGUACAAGCUGUGUGGGCAGGAUGGGGCCACGCAUCUGAGAACCCUAAGCUGCCCGAGUCGCUCGCCGCAUCACCGAAGAAGAUUGUCUUCAUCGGUCCUCCCGGGUCUGCUAUGCGAUCGCUAGGUGACAAAAUCUCGUCCACGAUUGUUGCGCAGCAUGCCAAAGUGCCAUGUAUCCCAUGGUCUGGAACUGGCGUUGAGGAGGUCGAAGUGGACGAGAACAACAUUGUGACUGUAAGAGACGAGAUCUACAACAAGGGAUGCGUCACAUCAUGGCAAGAAGGCCUGGAAGCCGCUCGCAAGAUUGGCUUCCCAGUCAUGGUCAAGGCUUCAGAGGGUGGUGGUGGCAAGGGCAUUCGCAAGGUGGACGACGAGACGAACUUCGAGUCGUUAUACAAAGCCGCUGCCAGCGAGAUUCCUGGAUCGCCCAUCUUCAUCAUGAAACUUGCUGGUAACGCCAGACAUUUGGAAGUCCAGCUGAUGGCCGACCAGUACGGCAACAACAUUUCCAUCUUCGGCCGUGAUUGUUCUGUGCAGCGACGUCACCAAAAGAUCAUCGAAGAGGCACCUGUCACGAUUGCAAAUGCGAAGACAUUUCAAAAGAUGGCUGAUGCCGCAGUAUCACUGGGGCGAUUGGUCGGCUAUGUUUCUGCUGGAACAGUAGAGUAUCUGUACUCGCACGCAGACGACAAAUUCUACUUCCUGGAACUCAACCCACGUCUUCAGGUCGAGCACCCUACCACGGAGAUGGUUUCAGGUGUCAACAUUCCCGCCGCACAGCUCAUGAUUGCCAUGGGUAUCCCUCUCCACCGCAUCCGUGACAUUCGCUUGCUCUACGGCGCGGACCCACACACUCAAACGGAAAUCGAUUUCAAUUUCGAAAAGGCUGGGAGCGAGGGCAAGCAGCGACGACCACAGCCAAAGGGUCACUGCACUGCUUGUCGAAUUACAUCCGAAGAUCCUGGCGAGGGCUUCAAGCCAUCGUCUGGUACGAUGCACGAAUUGAACUUCCGAUCGAGCUCAAACGUCUGGGGUUACUUCUCUGUCGGCGCCGCGUCCGCCAUUCACAACUUCUCAGAUUCUCAAUUUGGGCACAUCUUCGCCUACGGCGAGAGCAGGCAGGCUUCGCGAAAGCACAUGGUCGUUGCGCUGAAAGAGCUGAGUAUUCGUGGAGAUUUCAGGACAACAGUCGAGUACCUCGUCAAGUUGUUAGAGACUCCUGCUUUCGAGGACAACACCAUCACCACAGGCUGGCUCGACGAGCUGAUCAGCAAGAAGCUUACUGCGGAGCGGCCAGAUCCCAUGGUUGCAGUCAUCUGUGGCUCUGUCACCAAGGCACAUGUGGCUAGCGAAGCGUGCCUGGAUGAGUACAAGAAGGGCUUGGACAAGGGUCAAACACCGAGCAGGGAUAUCUUGAGGACGGUAUUCCCGGUCGAGUUCAUCUAUGAGGGCAUCAAGUACAAGUUCACGGCGACGCGCUCGAGCAAGGACACCUACACUCUCUUCAUCAACGGCAGCAAAGCACUCGUCGGCAUCCGAGCUCUAUCCGAUGGCGGUCUUCUCGUGCUGUUGGGCGGCCGCUCCCACAACGUGUACUGGAAAGAGGAAGUGGGUGCCAUCCGCAUGUCUGUUGAUGGCAAGACCUGUCUUCUCGAGCAAGAGAACGAUCCUACACAACUCCGGACACCGUCUCCUGGCAAGCUUGUAAAGUACACAAUCGAGAAUGGUGAGCACGUCAAGAAGGGUCAGGCGUUCGCCGAAGUGGAGGUCAUGAAGAUGUACAUGCCUCUCAUCGCUCAAGAAGAUGGCAUUGUCAACCUUAUCAAGCAGCCAGGUGCCACACUGGCCGCUGGUGACAUCCUGGGUGUCCUUCAACUGGAUGACCCGAGCAAAGUCAAGAGCGCACAGCCUUUCCUCGGCCAGCUUCCGGAGAUGGGCACUCCAGUCGUCCUCGGAACUAAGCCACCGCAACGAUAUGUGUUCCUGCGCAGUGUCAUUGAGUCCAUCCUCCAGGGUUUCGAUAACUCCGUGAUCAUGAAGUCAACCCUCAACGAGCUCAUCUCUGUCCUCCAAGACCCAGAGCUGCCAUACGGAGACUGGACCUCGCAAGCAUCUGCGCUACAUUCUCGCAUGCCUCAGAAAUUGGACAUUGCCUUUGAGGACCUCGUCAAGCGCGCUCAUGCGCGCAAGUCAGAAUUCCCUGCUAAGCAACUGAGCAAGACCUUUGAUCGCUUCUUGGCUGAAAUGUCACCUGGCGACGCUCAGCUUCUCCGCGCACAGCUCACUCCUUUGACUGACAUCCUCCACAAGUACAACGAUGGACUGAAGGCCCACGAGUUUCAGGUCAUCAGCGAAUUGCUUCAGCAGUACUACGACGUGGAGAGCAUUUUCUCUGCGCGACAGAACCGUGACGAGGAGGUCGUUCUUCAACUUCGUGAUGCAAACAGAGAGAAGACCGCCGAUGUGGUUCUUACCGUUCUUUCCCACACCCGAGCUAGUGCCAAGAACUCUCUGCUUGUGGAGAUCCUGCAGAAGUACAGACCAAAUCUGCCCGGCGUGGGCAACGUGGCCAAGUAUCUGCGUCCUUCUCUGCUGAAGCUUGCUGAACUUGAAGGCCGUGCUACUGCCAAGGUAGCUCUCAAAGCUCGUGAGCUCCUUAUCCAAUGUGCUAUGCCCUCACUGGAAGAACGCACGGCACAGAUGGAGCAUAUCCUUCGAUCGGCUGUCCUCGAAUCGAGAUACGGCGAGAGCGGUUGGGAGCACAGAGAACCAAACUUUGAGGUCAUCAAGGAAGUGGUCGACUCGAAGUACACUGUUUUCGACGUUCUGCCCCAAUUUUUUGGUCACCAAGAUCCUUGGGUAUCCCUUGCGGCGCUCGAGGUCUACACCCGUCGCGCGUACCGUGCCUACCAACUCAAGACAAUCGAUUACCUGGCAGAAGGCGAAAGCCCAUUUGUCCUUGCGUGGGACUUCGCCCUUAGAAAGGUUGGAGAAGCCGAGUUCGGGCUGCCAAUAGAGUCUUCGCACCCAUCGACUCCCGGCACACCUGGUGAGGGUUUCAGCCGCGUGCACUCCAUUAGCGACAUGAGCUAUAUUGGCCGUCAAGCUGGCCAGACUGAGCCAAAUCGCCGAGGUGCAGUUGUGCCUGUGCAAUUCAUCGAUGAAGCUGAUGAGGCUUUGAUGAAAGCACUGGAAGCCUUCCCGCUGGCGAAGGGCGCCAAGAGCAGAGCCGACCAAGGUGGACUUAUGGCUGAUCUCUCAAAGAGGCGCGUGCCACAUAACCCUACGCCAGAUCAUCCAGCUGAAGAGCUCACUGCCGUCUGCAACGUUGCAGUUCGCGACGCCGAGAGCAUUGACGACAAGGACAUUCUCUUGCGCCUUCUGCCAAUCGUCAAGGAGUACAAGGAGGAGCUUCUGGCCCGUCGCGUGCGUCGUCUGACAUUCAUCUGCGGUCACAAGGAUGGUACAUACCCAGGCUACUACACCUUCCGUGGGCCUGUGUACGAAGAAGAUACCUCGAUUCGCCACAUCGAGCCAGCUCUUGCCUUCCAACUUGAGCUUGGACGUCUUGCCAAGUUCAACAUCCGACCUGUGUUCACGGAGAACCGUAACAUCCAUAUGUACGAGGCUAUUGGAAAGGGCGCAGAGACUGACAAGCGCUAUUUCACAAGAGCUACUGUCAGACCUGGCCAGCUGCGCGAUGAGAUGCCAACAGCUGAAUACAUGAUUUCUGAGGCUGAUCGACUCAUGACUGACAUUCUCGAUGCCAUGGAGAUUGUUGGCAACCAGGGUUCCGAUAUGAACCACAUCUUCAUCAACUUCUCUGCCGUCUUCCCUCUCGACCCCAAAGAAGUCGAGGCUGCGCUCGGAAACUUCCUCGAUCGCUUUGGUCGUCGUGCCUGGAGACUGCGUGUCACUGGUGCUGAAAUUCGCCUGGUCUGCACGAACCCACAGACCGGCGAGCCAUACCCGAUGCGUGUCAACAUUACCAACACCUCUGGCUACAUUGUUCAGGUGGAGCUCUACGAAGAGCGCAAGUCCGAGAAGACUAAUGAGUGGCUGUUCCACUCGAUUGGUGGCACCACCAAGAUUGGAUCAAUGCACCUGCGUCCAGUCAGCACUCCUUAUGAGACGAAGGGUGCGCUGCAGCCCAAGCGGUACAAGGCUCACAUCAUGGGCACUCAAUACGUCUACGAUUUCCCAGAGCUGUUCCGCCAGGCUAUUGAGAACUCGUGGAAUGCCAUCGUUGCUCAGCACCCUGGGAUGCGCGAAAAGCAGCCCGUGAAGGGAGAGUGCAUUGAGUACAAUGAGUUGGUCAUGGACGACUCCGACAAUCUUGCAGAGGUGAAUCGCGAACCAGGUGCUAACAACAUCGGCAUGGUCGGCUGGCUCAUCACGGCAAAGACGCCAGAGUACCCGCGUGGACGCCGCUUCAUCAUCAUCGCCAACGACAUUACGCACAAGAUUGGUUCCUUUGGUCCGCAAGAGGAUCGCUUCUUCCACAAGUGCUCUGAGCUGGCUCGUAAGCUUGGCAUUCCCCGUCUCUACCUAUCGGCCAACUCUGGUGCGCGAAUCGGUAUGGCCGAGGAGCUCAUCCCACACUUCUCCGUUGCAUGGAAGGACCCUAGCAGACAGGAGGCUGGUUUCGAGUAUCUCUACUUGACCCCCGAGAAGAAGGCUCGCUUUGAGGACGGCGCUCUUAAGCACGUUCUGACUGAGCAAAUCACCGUCGGCAACGAGGUUCGACACAAAAUCACCACAAUCGUGGGUGCUGAAGAUGGCCUUGGCGUCGAGUGCUUGAAGGGCUCUGGACUUAUUGCUGGAGAAACGUCGCGCGCGUACGAAGACAUCUUCACUUGCACUCUCGUAACCUGCCGAUCCGUUGGUAUUGGUGCCUACCUUGUCCGUCUUGGACAGCGUGCUAUCCAGAUCGAAGGUCAGCCGAUCAUUCUUACCGGUGCACCAGCUAUCAACAAGCUCCUGGGCCGCGAGGUCUACACGUCGAACCUGCAGCUUGGUGGUACCCAAAUCAUGUACAAGAAUGGCGUGUCACACAUGACGGCAAGCGACGACUUUGAAGGAGUAUCAAAAAUGGUCAAAUGGUUGUCCUUCGUUCCCGAAAAGAAGGGCGCGCCAGUGCCUAUCUCGCCAUCAGCUGACACAUGGGAUCGCGACAUCACUUUCUUCCCACCGCAGAAGGCACCAUACGAUGUGCGCCAUCUCAUUGCAGGACAGGACACCGACGAGGGCUUCAAGGCCGGUCUCUUUGACAAGGGUUCCUUCGAGGAGGCUCUUGGCGGCUGGGCUCGCACCGUCGUCGUCGGUCGCGCCCGUCUGGGUGGCAUCCCAGUUGGUGUCAUCGGUGUCGAGACUCGAUCGGUAGAGAAUGUUACACCUGCUGAUCCAGCAAACCCCGACUCGAUGGAGCAAGUCACGAACGAGGCAGGUGGCGUCUGGUACCCCAACAGUGCUUUCAAGACUGCCCAGGCAAUCAAGGACUUCAACAAUGGCGAGCAGCUCCCACUCAUGAUCCUUGCCAACUGGCGUGGUUUCUCUGGUGGUCAACGCGACAUGUACAACGAGGUCCUCAAGUACGGAUCGUACAUUGUCGAUGCGCUCGUGAAGUACGAACAGCCUGUGUUUGUCUACAUCCCACCGUUUGGCGAGCUUCGUGGUGGUUCGUGGGUCGUAGUUGACCCAACCAUCAACCCGGACAUGAUGGAAAUGUAUGCCGACGAGGAAGCCCGUGGCGGUGUGCUCGAGCCCGAGGGUAUCGUUGGCAUCAAGUACCGUAAGGAACGCCAGCUGGAAACCAUGGCCCGUCUCGACCCAGAGUACGCCGAGCUCAAGCGACAAAUAGUGGACAAGAGUCUUUCUGCCGACCAGCAGAACGAAAUUCGGAGAAAGAUGACCGAGCGCGAAGAGAGACUCCUGCCAGUGUAUCUGCAAAUCUCCUUGCAGUAUGCCGACCUUCAUGACCGCGCUGGCCGCAUGAAGGCCAAGGAUACGAUCCGCAUGCCACUAGUGUGGGCACAAGCUCGUCGCUUCUUCUAUUGGCGUCUGCGCCGUCGUCUAAAUGAAGAGUACGUUCUCAAGCGUAUCGCUGGCUCGCAACCAAAGGAGCUGGUCAACAGAAAGACUGGCCUGCAAACUCUUGAAUCAUGGUCGGCUCUACCAGAUUACUACACAGACGAUCAAGCGGUCGCUGUGUGGUUCGAGGAGAACCGCAAAGUGGUCGCCGACAAGAUUGACGCAAUAAAGACUGAUGCAAUUGCUUAUGAUGUCGCUGCAUUGAUGCGUAGCCAUAAGAGCGGAGGACUGAAGGGUGUGGCACAGGUGCUAAGCAUGUUGCCGGUUGAGGAGAAGGAAGAGGUUCUGAAGUGGCUUUCCAAGUCAUAGAGGUGCAGAAUGCGAGGGAGGCCAAGAGGUUGUCUGAUGCACUUUUAGUACUGCAUAUAUUUGCCGGGUGGCGGGAGUUCUUGUGGGGUGCGAUUUCUGUGUUAGGGAGUGUUCUCGAGCUUUCACGUGUAGACGGCUUCGAUGUAUACUAAUUCCAUAUGACGCUGUACAAUUCGUUAGUUGC
Messenger RNA from Sphaerulina musiva SO2202, 7460 nucleotides. Its product is annotated as acetyl-CoA carboxylase. The transcript has 3 exons. Bases 449 to 7276 code for a protein of 2275 amino acids. The record is from RefSeq and is a predicted model, not a curated record. Gene Ontology annotation, biological process: fatty acid biosynthetic process. Lineage: Eukaryota; Fungi; Ascomycota; Dothideomycetes; Mycosphaerellales; Mycosphaerellaceae. Gene Ontology annotation, molecular function: ATP binding; metal ion binding; acetyl-CoA carboxylase activity.